AGCGCCCAGGUGCUGCACCGCAAUCUUCCCAUCCGUCUACUGUUUUGCAUCCAGCAAUUCCUCAAGCUUCCUUUCAUCGUGGGCUGCAAUCCACACUUUAAACACGUGCACCGCACUUACCUGCGUGCCCACGAGAACAUCAAUAGCUUUGGCAAGAUUGUGAAUGAGCAGAAGGAAGCCGAGUAUGUGGAGCUUCUCAACGGUUUCAUCGACGAUCACAUGAACGUCGUGGCCCAGUUGGCCCAAGGCGUGCGGGACUGCAAGCUGCAUAAAAAAGCCGAAACCGAUGUGCUCGACUCGUUCAUGAACAACAUCAUCAACGAGCGCAUCGGGCUCCGCCUUCUCAUUGAGCACCAAGUCUCGCUCCAUCUAAAUCGAGAGCAUCAUGCAGGUGUCAUCAACAAGUGCAUGUCGCCAGCCAAGGUGGUCGAUAAGAUGGUGGCCACGGCGUCACGCGUGUGCCUCGAGACCUAUGGAUCGGUACCAGAGGUGGUUGUCCAGGGUCAAACAGACAUUACUGUUCCCUUUGUCCAAGCCCAUCUCGAAUACAUUUUGCUGGAACUGUUUAAGAAUGCCUUUCGCGCAUCCAUGGAGUUUGGAGAUUGGUUGGACCCACCGGAGGUGGUCGUGACUAUUUCUGAGAGCCGCAACCACUUUCAGAUUCGCGUGUCGGACCGUGGGGGAGGAUUUUCACCCGAGGUGGGGACCAACAUGUGGAGCUGGUCCUUCACGACAGUGGACGAAAAGGAGCCACUCGAUUAUGGUCUGGGCGCCACAUCGGUAGACGCCUCCGUCAAACUCGCCGGUGCGCCCAGUCUGGGCGUGGGUAUUCCCAUGAGUCAAGCCUAUGCCAACUACUUUGGUGGCUCCCUCGAGAUUCACUCGUUGGAGAAUUAUGGCGCGGACGCCUAUCUCAAACUGCCAAGUAAGGCAGCACACCUCGUGGCCCGUACCCAUGAUCACGCAGCCCAAGGCACACCUUUUGCUCACGCAUGUUUUCCCUCUGGCCUGGAUGCGCAGAGCUGA
This is a messenger RNA of Monosiga brevicollis MX1, 1026 nucleotides long. RefSeq lists its product as uncharacterized. Gene Ontology annotation, cellular component: mitochondrion. Gene Ontology annotation, molecular function: pyruvate dehydrogenase (acetyl-transferring) kinase activity. Lineage: Eukaryota; Choanoflagellata; Craspedida; Salpingoecidae. The annotation marks the transcript as partial. Gene Ontology annotation, biological process: protein phosphorylation; regulation of glucose metabolic process. The transcript has 11 exons. The record is from RefSeq and is a predicted model, not a curated record.